AAUAGGGUUUAGCUUAGGCGAGUAAGGGAGGAGAUACAUUACUCUAUAACUUCUAUCUUUAAUUUUUCGAAUCAUCGGUUUCGAUUUAUGGAUACUAGCAUUAUCUAUCACUAAAUAACUGCCUUUAAAGAUUCAUCCUCAUCCAUAAUAUCAAAAAGCUCAUUGACAGACUUAAUAAAAUGAGCAGUUGUUGUAUCUUUUGAAGCUGGUUUUACAUCAACUGCACUGGUGUCAUCCUCCUGAGUUCCUUCGUCGUCGUUAGUCUCAGCUACACCCCUUUUCUUUCCACUGUUACCUUUUCUCUUCUUUUUUGGCAAGAGUGUCUGUUUCAGGUUUGGGAGGGGAAUUUUUCAAAACGACAUGAAUUACUGCAGACGAAUGCAUGGCUAGUCAAUUGAUAAAACAUCUUUUAUGAAUAAACAAUUUUUUCUUUUUCUUUUCUCUCUUUUCUUUUUCAUAAAAUGACUACAAUUACUUUCCCUUCUUUAAGAAACUGUAUAUUUAUACAAAUGUGGUUGCUUUUGGUGCGGAUAGGAGUGUUCUCUAGCCAUUCCCUCUCUAUCUGGUGCUCUGCGAACAUGUCCGAUAGAUGGUGGCCCCUAAGAAAAAAAAAAGGUUGGUGCAUAAGUGACUACAUUUGUCUGCGGAAACAGCAAGGUCAAAAAAUUCAACUUGGCCUAAAUGAACAAGAUCAGCCUCUGUAUUGGUCGUUUCUCUUAUAGCCAAAAAUUAAUUAGUCCUUUACCUCCCAAUCUUGGGAGUAUGGGCCAAUAUUAUUGGUGCUUUAUGAAUAAGAUUAUUUGUUC
Molecule: messenger RNA, 806 nt
Organism: Gilbertella persicaria
Lineage: Eukaryota; Fungi; Mucoromycota; Mucoromycetes; Mucorales; Choanephoraceae
Exons: 1
Coding region: 462-722 (86 amino acids)
Source: RefSeq, a predicted model, not a curated record